AUGAAUGAAAUUUUUUUUUUCUCAAUUUUGGCCACAGGGAUUCCAAUCUAUACUUGGUUUUGUCUGGGUUUUAUAAAUAAGGGAAAAACUGUACUUUGUAUGUUUAUCGUCAAUACGAGACGGAAUGCAUUGAUGCAAAUUACAAAAGCAUUAAAUCUUUUCAGUUCUGUUUUAAAUGGCGAGAGUUUUAAAAUUGUUAGAUAUUUUGUGCUUUGUGUUAGGCUAAAAGUUCACUUUCCCCCCCCCCCCCAAUUUCUAAAAAAAAUAAAAAUAAUCAAAAAUAUUUAUUUUAAGACUAAGCACAUAAAAUUUCAGAGUGGAGAAAUCCUUGAUACGAUUAAAAAGCCGAAUUCAAAAGUCAUUGAGUACCUCAUCAGCUGUCGAAAAUGGGACCUUCAAGUCCGAUUUUUACCGUUACCGAAUUUCCUAUCUCAGUAUGUUUUAAAAUGGUUAAUUGCAGUUGGGUUGUUAAGAGAGGCUAAUAUUGUCUCUGAUUCACGUAAAAUCGUAACAUUGACACAUCCAUCUCUUCCUUCCACAUCGCCUCCCUUUGAAGUGUACUUUAUCUUUUCCGACAGGCCUAUUCUAGGGCAAACAGAACAAAUUAACCGACUGGAUAUUGACAUAUUUUAUCAAGAAAUGCAAAAUCUCUCCAGUUAUUUAGUUAUUUACUUAAGCGAGAAUCAAGAGUUUUUACUGUUCUCAUGCGUUGCUGCUAUGAUGUUGCACAAUGUUGUGGCAAAUGGCAAGGUAGAAAAAGUUGCCUUUUUGGACCGCCCUGGGCAAUUUUUUAAUGCAUCAAUGCGAUUAUUAAAGAUAAAGGUGUCUUUUUAG
Messenger RNA from Echinococcus granulosus, 834 nucleotides. RefSeq lists its product as hypothetical. The record is from RefSeq and is a predicted model, not a curated record. The transcript has 6 exons. Bases 1 to 834 code for a protein of 277 amino acids. Lineage: Eukaryota; Metazoa; Platyhelminthes; Cestoda; Cyclophyllidea; Taeniidae.